Thunnus maccoyii (southern bluefin tuna) is the source of this 1745-nucleotide messenger RNA. It is a transcript of the gene c12h1orf35, whose product is annotated as chromosome 12 C1orf35 homolog. The transcript has 8 exons. The record is from RefSeq and is a predicted model, not a curated record. NCBI's taxonomy places the organism in Eukaryota, Metazoa, Chordata, Actinopteri, Scombriformes, Scombridae. The coding region runs from base 491 to 1399 and encodes 302 amino acids.
CGAGCGUCAAGAAUGCGCGCGACAAAACACAGAAACGUUGAGUUUUUAAUAACAUUAGCUUUUUGAUUCACUAUAAAGAGGAUUUACUUUGCAAACGAAGGUAUUUGAAAUAUAUUAGUGUAAUAAGCCUGGAGCUACAGCUUCUACUUUAACGAGAACAUAGAUCUACGCACGGACAGCCUCUUUUUUCCAUUUAAACUUUGUAUUUUUUCACCGCAGAGUAACGUUAGCUAUGUAGCAUAGCAUAGCUUCCGUCGAAUGCUAGCUAGCUCUCUCGAUAUUUAAGAAAUAACCACCAGACUUCAGUUGCGGCGACCAAAGCAAACAUCACCACGAGGAAACACGUUGCUCCGAGGUCAACUUACCGGAAAACUCCCCGGAUGAGUGGACGACGAAGGCCCUGAUCAAUCGCGCUGCUCGCGUGCUAAACGUGGCUAAAGUUAGCUGACGUGAAAACUGAUUUCUUAGGAAAAAGUCUAACGAACGAAACAUGUUUGGUUCCUCGAGAUCUGGAGGGGUCCGAGGAGGCCAGGACCAGUUCAACUGGGACGACGUGAAAGUCGAUAAACACAGAGAAAAUUAUCUCGGGAACUCUUUGAUGGCACCAGUAGGACGAUGGCAAAAAGGCAAAGAUCUGACAUGGUAUGCAAAAGACAAAAAAGGCGGUGCACCCUUGACCAAAGAAGAGGAACUUGCUGCCGUCAAGGCUGCAGAACAUGAGGCAUUGAUGGCUGCUCUAGGGCACAAGAAUAUAAAGAGGCAACCAACUGGCCUGACAAAAGAGGACCUGGCUGAUGUUUGUAGGAGGGAAGAAGCUGAUGGCGAGGAGAGAAAUGUGGACCGGAUCUCAGGCUUGGGAAGCUCCAGUGUAGGGUCACGGAAAAUGGUGCUCUCCCAAAAGGAAAAGGAGGCUGCUAAAAUGGGCUUACCAGUUUUUACACACCAUAAGACAGAGGGUCGUCCAAAAACCUCAUCAACAAAGACAACUGAGAGUGUAGAAAAGGAGGAGAUGGAACAACGGCACGAGAGCAAAAAGAAGAAGAAAGAAAAGAAGAGCAAAAAGGAGAAAAAGAAGAAGGAAAAGAAGAAGAAAAGGCAAAGAAGAGACUCAUCUUCCUCUGAAUCAGAUGACAACAGAAAGAGGCACAGAAAGGACCACCAUCAUCAUAAUCCAUCAUACCAUAGUCAGAGUGGAGCCAGACCCCAUGACAGCCAUUCAAGGGGGGGAGCAAAGGCAGAGCGACAGCCCUCCUACCCCCAUCAUCGACAGCAGCGGCACGACACAGACUCCUCCGAUGGGGGGUCUCCUGUCCCCCGUAACCCUGCCAGCCACAAGACGGCCCCUGGUGGUGCCACACAAAGCCACAGGCGGCGCCACGACACAGACUCGGACGACUAAUGUCCUCCCCACCCCCUCAUUCAAAGACGCAUUAUGCGGACAGAGCGCUCUACAGCAGCUUGACUGGCCCUGAAGACCUCAUUUACCCUGGACAGCCAAAUGAGCUGUGGAUGGUUACAGGUCGAUGUGUCUAAAUAACAGGCUUUGACCACACGUUUGAAAUUUUUCACCCAAUGAGUUGUUUUUUCGUGUAAUUUUUGAUUAUGUUUGACAACAAGUUAGUUUUCAACACAUUCUAUGUGAUUAAACCACCAAAUAUCACAUUUGAUGUAUUGUGAUAGGUUGUCAAUUUUAGUUUUAUUUCAUUAAUGCAAUAUAAAAUAUUUUUGCAAAGCAAACACAACGA